AUGACACGUCUUUUCAUUCAGGCUGAUCAGCCAGUAAUAGCAUCACCGGAAUAUAAUUCUCAAGUAAUACUAGAUUAUGAAAAUACUACAGCCGGUACUAAUAAUCCAGAAGCACUACAUUUUACAUUUCGUUUCAAUACUGUUUUUAAGAACCGUUCGGAAAAUAUAAUAUGUCAAUGUAGUGUUGAUCCCAAUUGUCAAGGACCAAUCACUUUCGCAGUUGUGAAUACAGCUGGUAUUUUACGAUUACCUGGUGUUCAUCCACCAUAUAUUCCUAGUCCUUAUGUGGCACCUGGAUUGGUUGAUGCAUGUUAUACUAUUGAUUUCCUUCUUCUAUCAACACUUCAAUGUUUUUAUACCGAUUCCGAUUGUAUGAACCAACUUUUCCAUUAUAUGAACAAAACGUCAUCUGCAAAUUAUUCAAAUUUAUAUGCACAUCCAUUAAUAUACAACCAAACAUCAACUCGUUUUCCUCCAAAUACUUUAGUUUCAUCGAUAGUUGAAGAAAUGAUGAUUGAACAAUGGAAUACAUCAUUGUCAUUUUCGGAUUAUUAUGAAGCAUGUGCACCAACAUAUUGUACUUACACUCAAAUAAAACAUGCAGAAACUUUCAGCGAACUAUUGGUGACAUUGAUAUCUACGGUCGGUGGGCUUGUUAUGGCAUUACGACUAAUUACAUUCCAGUUCGUUAAGAUUAUUUUUGGUUUAUUUCAAAAAAAACCGAAGAAACAACAACAAGGUAAUCAAUAA
This is a messenger RNA of Adineta steineri, 750 nucleotides long. The record is from the annotation of a GenBank genome assembly. Lineage: Eukaryota; Metazoa; Rotifera; Eurotatoria; Adinetida; Adinetidae.